Dermacentor andersoni is the source of this 2006-nucleotide messenger RNA. RefSeq lists its product as uncharacterized. Lineage: Eukaryota; Metazoa; Arthropoda; Arachnida; Ixodida; Ixodidae. The record is from RefSeq and is a predicted model, not a curated record. Gene Ontology annotation, molecular function: calcium ion binding.
GGCAUUCGUCGAGGUGAGAGGGACUCCAGCCAAACCAGUGGCCAGUCGUACCCAACAACCUUCCCUUGCCCGGCCAGACCGCUUCGCUGGUCGAGAAGGGCGUCGCAGGUGGAGAUCACCGCCAUGGUGGAGAGGAGGAAAGGAACCACAAAAUGCCGCCUCGAGCCGUGCUGCGCAGCUAAAAAGCGGACCCCAACCACCGAACGCCGCCCAGUUCACUCCCCACUUCCCCGUCGGCUUGGCACACAGUUCUCGAAGGACACCCAUAGAGUCGCCCAAGAUGUGCAGAAAACAGCUUACGUUGAUGGCUAUACUAGUCGUCACGGCCAGGGCGUUACCUAUAGCUGACCCUAAGACGGACGGCAUCGCGCCCAUAAACAUCCAAACCCCCAUUAUGCCGGAGAAGACCGCCAUCCAUUCCGCAGAGAAGACGCCGAUCAUCUCUGAAACAAUACCAUCCACCUACGCUGACGGCGGAGCCGCUGUCGUCAAUAAGGAAACCGGAAAGGAUGUUCAAGUUGAACCAAAGCCCUACAAGACAUCCGAAGUGGAUUCGGCAAAGGCCGUGAGCGGAGGAGCGGUUCCCGACGUGGAGCCGGUUGGUGUCCCGGCCGCCGACGGGGUCAGCAGCUCCUUUCGCAGCGAGAUCGGUGAAGCAGCGCCCACGCAGAAGGUCGAGCCCGAGAAGGCGCCGACUCUGUCAGUCGGAGACAUCGGCACCAAUGACCCACUCGAGGGCCCAAACCAGCACAAGGUCGAAGGGGUGCUGGAUACUGAAGGCCUUGGCGCCACUGUCCAGGAUAAGGUCGAAGGGGCCAAGCCGUACGAGGUGAAAACAGAAACCACCGUCGUGGAGGAAGGCGUUGCGGUAGAGGACGAGACCACCAGGGACGAGAAGGUUCCGGAAGGCGUCGAGCAGUACGGCUCUGUGCUCGAGUUCAGCAAGUAUGACACCAACAGCGACGGAGUCAUCGAUGUCGAUGAGUGGAGCAUCAUACAUGGCGGUCACGAGAAAAUUACUGGCCAGUUUCACGCCGCCGACAUCAAUGGUGACAAGCAGCUUGAGCAUACUGAGUUCCAAGGCGCCAGCUGGUAUCACGAUGGCGACCAGUCGGCCGACAUUGCCCGAGACGCGCUGAUGCUGGCCAUCGCCGAGCAGGCCGCCACAGCAGGGGGCGAGCACAAUCACGCCAUGGGCGCUGCAAUAAUGCCUUCCACCGAGUUCCGGUACAUCGUGGACGACGCCGAGAGCAGUGCGCAGAGCGUGCCGGUGAUCCCGGCGGAGCCCGCGGACGUCGUCGUCGUUCCCGAGAAGCCGGCCGUGCCUAGUGCGAACGUAGACGCGGCCGCCGUGAAGGUCAGCGACGUUCCAACUACGGCCGUUCCUCCCAAGGAUGUCGUUAACACUGUCAAGCCCGUCGCGACCAAGAAGGAAAAGACGGAAGUGCCCCAGGUUACGGAGGUGGUCAAAGAUGUCCAGCGAACGGACAAAGUGGAAAGCCCCGAUACGACGACUCCGGAGGAUCCCGCUGUGGUCGCAGAAAAGAAGCACGGCGAAGUGGCACCCCUGAUCUGACGUGCUUCCGCGCUGGAGGUAACCAAGCACCACACGCACUCUGAAAGCUGAAAAAAAAACGUCUUCUACGUCAGGUCAGAAAGACCGCUUCUUGGCGCUUCGUGUUAAUGUCAUUACGUGCACCUCUCGCCGAGGACUGCUACUUCGCCAGCAGUGAGCUGGGACACAACACAGCUUUCUUCCGGCAUUUUCAUACGCGGUUCGCUUAAUUUAUUGCUCCUGUCUGAACGCCGCUUUCGUGAAGGGAUGCUGCAAGUCUUCAGUCGCUUUUGCUCUUUUCUUCUUUUGUGGGUGCUCUUGCUGCGGAUUUUAUGCAUUCUGUGUUAAAGGUGAUAGGGCUGAUGGACAAAUGUCAACGGACCAUGUUGCACCUUGUUUUUUUUUUUUAAUCAUUGAUUUUACAAAAAAUAAACGACGUCACAAGCUCUAA